CCCUUGGCUCUGAUGUGACAUUUAGUUAAAUAUUGGAAGUAAAGGCUUCUCAGGUGAGACUAUGUACCAACAAGACAAAAAAGAGGUCCUUUUGUGGCUCUGAACCUCUGUACAAAAUAACCUUUGAGCCUCAUAAAGUUCAGUAACGUAACACAGGUUACCUGAGAUCCUCCAGCGCUCAAUAUAAGCCUUUGCAUCCCUUUUGGCGACACACUGGUGAAGACUCUGCCGGGCAGUCCUCAUGAACAGAAGAGAGAAGAAAAAAUGAUGACCAACAUCUAUCCACCAGAAGGGUCAGAGAAGAUAAAGGGGGUCUCAUAUAGGAGAAAAGAUAGCAGCCGAUGGAUGACUGAAGUCAGCAGUACCAUCAAUGGAUCUCCAGAACUUCUCCCAUCCUUGGAUUACAGAGAAGAGGAACCUCCAUCCAGACAUCACAAGUACCACGCAGCUUGCCAAAAAAUAAUACCCUUCCGCUGUGCCUCAGAGUCUAACCCUUUGGAUGAUGCUGGGUUCUUCUCCUUUUCGACGUUCUCUUGGAUGACUCCCUUGAUGUGGAAGCUAUUCAGAAACAAACUAGACAAGAAUUCUUUGUCUCUGUCUACACAUGACGCUAGUCAAGUAAAUGGAGAAAGGAUUACGAAGCUUUGGGAUGAAGAAGUGGCCAGAGUGGGCAUCGAGAAAGCAUCUUUGCAACGUGUGUUCAUACGUUUUCAAAGAACACGAAUGAUUAUUGGUUUUUUAAUUGCCACGUUAUUCACAAUAACAGUUUUUCUAGGACCGUCUGUCCUGUUGUAUGAAAUUCUGAACUUUGUGGAAAAUCAAGGAAUGUCCUCUCUGGAACAAGGACUGGGCCUUUGUGUGGGCCUUUUCAUCUCGGAAUUUUCCAAAGCUUUUUUGGCAUCGCUUCUUUGGGCUAUGAACAUACGAACUGGCACCCGGCUCAAAAACGCAUUUUCAGUCCUGGCAUUCCAGAAGGUGAUUUCUUUAAGGGUGCUCAGUAACAUCUCCAUCGGAGAGGUGAUCAACGUGUUGUCAAAUGAUGGAUACCGGAUGUUCGACGCUGUGCUGUUUGGAACCUUCAUCUUUUGCAUACCGUUGCUGUUGGUAGUAUGCGUUGUGUACUCUUGUUACAUCUUGGGAUACACAGCACUGAUUGGGGUGCUCGUAUAUAUUGUCUUCAUUCCAAUCCAGUUUUCAAUGGCCAAACUCAUCAACACAUUCCGAAGGAAAGCUAUAGUUGUUACAGACACUCGUGUUCGUACCAUGAACGAGAUUCUCAUGUGCAUCAAGCUCAUUAAAAUGUAUGCGUGGGAAAAUUCCUUUGAGGGAAAAAUCGCUGGGAUCAGGAAGAAAGAGAAAAAUAUUCUGGAGAAGGCUGGCUACAUUCAGAGUGUCAACUCCUCUGUUGCAGUCAUUAUUCCCACCAUUGCCACAAUCCUGACCUUUGUGGUGCACACAUCCCUGGGGUUUCCGCUGAACUCAUCAACCGCGUUCACGGUCAUUGCCGUCUUCAACUCCAUGAGAUUCUCACUAAGCCUCCUGCCAUUCAUAGUCAAAGCCUUUGCUGAGGCUAAAGUCUCCAUGGCUCGCUUAAAGAGAAUACUCCUUAUCAACAACCCAGAUUCUUACGUGACCAAGACAACGGGGACUCCGAAUGCGCUGGUCGUGGAACAUGCGUCCUUCUCUUGGUAUGCACCUUCGACUGGAUCGGGAAAAGGGCCGUCCACUAUCUCCAAUGGGCUGCAAGAUGGAAAUGACAAAUCCCAAAUUCAGAAUGGAGCCUCUGAAGCAGCGAAAGGAAAGGCUGUUCUGAAGAAUAUUUCUUUCCAGCUACCAAAGGGAAACCUUCUUGGAAUCUGUGGGAAUGUAGGAAGUGGAAAGUCGUCUUUAAUAUCAAGCCUUCUAGAUCAAAUGUACCUUCAUCACGGAUCAGUGAUGAUAGAUGGAACGUUCGCCUACGUUUCCCAGCAGGCUUGGAUUUUCCACGGGACGUUGCGGGACAACAUUCUCAUGGGAGAGCCCUUUGACAAGGAAAGGUACAGCCGAGCCAUCAAAGCCUGCAGUCUUCAGCCUGAUUUAGACAUUCUUCCCUGUGGAGAUAUGACUGAAAUUGGCGAAAGGGGCCUGAACCUCUCUGGAGGGCAGAAGCAACGCAUAAGCCUGGCCAGGGCUGUAUAUUCCAACAAGGACAUUUAUCUCCUGGAUGACCCCCUGUCAGCUGUCGAUGCUCAUGUGGGGAAGCACAUCUUCGAAUACUGCAUUAAGAAGGAGCUGAAGGGCAAGUCCAUCGUACUGGUGACACACCAGCUCCAGUACUUGGAAUUCUGUGAUGAAGUUGUUCUGCUAGACAAUGGGGAAAUACUGGAAAUUGGGAACCACGCAGCCCUGAUGAACUCUGGCGGUCGCUAUGCACACCUGAUUAAUAACUUUCAGAUGGAAAAAUCGCAAGAUCAAAAAGAGGAAGAAACAAAAGUUCAAACAGAGUCCAAAGAACAGCAAGAGAAGAGCCCAGAUAUGGCAAAUGGAAUAGACAAUCCCGCAUUUGACAUGUCAGAUGAGAUCAAUGACACAGAAGGCCCAAGGAAAGAGUCAACUGUGCAGGAUAAUACAGACAAAAAGGACCAACUAGUGACCCAGGAGUCCUCCCAGGAAGGUUCAGUCACAUGGAGGACCUACCAUCAGUACUGCAGAGCAACUGGGGGGUAUUUCCUGCUUCUGCCAGUGGCACUAACCUUCAUACUGCUGGUGGGAAUGACAGCUUUUGGAAACUGGUGGCUGAGCUAUUGGCUAGAUCAAGGAUCAGGGGCGAACAUCUCGAACGCCAGCGUAGAGAUUUCAUCAAACAUCUCCGAGAACCCCGAUCUCUACUUCUACCAACUGGUGUACUGCAUGGCUAUUGUGGGCAUGAUCCUCUUCAGUGUCUGCAAAGGCUACUUAUUCACCAAGAUAACGCUGCACGCCUCCUCCAAGCUCCACAACAAGAUGUUCCAAAAGAUCAUCAACAGCCCCAUGAGCUUCUUUGACACCACGCCCACCGGCAGGAUGGUUAAUCGUUUCUCCAAAGACCAAGAUGAGCUGGAUGCUGCUCUGCCCUUCCACCUCGAGAACUUCCUCCAGAACUGCCUAAUAGUGAUUUUCACCCUCGGCACCAUCUCAGCUGUGUUCCCCUACAUGCUCAUCGCUGUAGUUGUGCUGGGUCUCAUCUUCUCCGCUGUCUUGUACAUCUUUCAGCGGAGUGUCAGAGAAAUGAAGAGGAUGGAGAACAUCAGCAGGUCUCCCUGGAUUUCCCUCACAAUGUCCACGAUCCAGGGCCUCAGCACUAUCCAUGCUUACAACAAAAGUGAAGAGUACAUUAAGAAGUUCAAGAUAAUGAUUGACAUAAAUGCAAACCAUUUUGCACUCUUCCAUUCUGGGACCCGGUGGCUGUCCUUCCGACUAGACUUCCUCUCUUCUAUCGUCAGCUUACUGGUGGCAUUGUUUGCCGUCCUGAGCCCAGACAGCAUAAGUCCAUCCAUGAGAGGACUGGCACUGUCCUACACUAUUCAGCUGACAGGAAUGCUGCAGUAUGUGGUGAGACUCUCAACAGAGCUUGAAGCUAAAUUCACCUCCGUAGAGAGAAUGCAGGAGUAUAUAACGAUCUGUGUCUUAGAAGCCCCCAGAAAGGUCACGAAUGCCAAGCUCCCGAGUGACUGGCCCGAUAAAGGAGCCAUUACCUUUAAGGACUAUCAGAUGAGGUACCGGGAAAACACACCCAUAGUUCUGAAUGGACUCAGCCUGAACAUUGGCGCCCGGGAGAAGAUUGGCAUCGUGGGGAGGACAGGCUCUGGUAAGUCUUCCCUCGGAGUUGCCUUGUUUCGGCUCGUUGAGCCCGUCGCAGGAAAGAUCUUCGUCGAUGAUGUGGACAUUGCCUUGAUUGGCCUGGAGGAUCUGCGUAGCAAACUGUCAGUGAUCCCCCAAGACCCCGUCCUCUUCAUUGGCUCUGUAAGAUAUAACCUGGAUCCCUUUAACAAUUACACUGAUGAGGACAUCUGGAGGGCUUUGGAAAAGACAUACAUGAAAGAUGCGAUUUCAACACUCCCAGAGAAGCUGGCAUCCCCAGUAGUGGAGAAUGGUGAGAACUUCUCGGUAGGUCAGCGGCAGCUCCUCUGCAUGGCUCGGGCAGUGCUCCGCAAUUCCAAGAUCAUUCUGCUGGACGAGGCCACGGCAUCCAUUGACUCGGAGACAGAUUUGCUAAUCCAACAUACCAUCCGUGAAGUGUUCCAGGAUUGCACCAUGCUGACCAUCGCUCACCGCAUCAACACCGUCGUGGAGUGCGACCGCAUCCUGGUCAUGGAGAACGGAAAGGUGGCGGAGUUCGACCGGCCGGAAGUACUUCUGCAGAACCCGGAGUCUCAGUUUGCGAUGUUGCUCGCCGCGGCCAACAAGGUGAACGAAUGAAGCGGAGCGGGAACGGAACCUCGGCGGGAAGACGUAACGGGUCCGCGCGAUGCGCGCGCGUCCACCGACAAGGCCGAACUGCGCGCACACAGGAACACGCAGGGAUACACACACAAACGCAGGCACGCACAUACUCGCACCGACACACUUGCCUACGCACACACGUGGUGCGCAUGGAGUUCCAGGGGCCGCGGCGAGGCUCUAAGAGGUCGCUCUACUGGAGCAUCGCCAACGAACCCACGCCGCUCCGUCGGACGUCGACGGGGCCGUUUAAACAUCAUUAAAGUUUCCUUUUAGUGAUUCUGCGCAGCAAAGUUCCCGAGAAGGAUGAUUAAAAAAAAUUAUAAGCGUGCUGUUUUGCGUGUGUAUAUUCAUAGCCAUGCUAAAGUAUCCAAUGAAAGUAUCUGCAGGUACAAGAACAUAUUAAUUUACAGAGAGCAAUUGAUGUUUUGUGAAAUGUUUUGUAACCCAAAGCAUAUUAUUUAAAGGCAUGUAAAUAUCUUUCGUUUCCAUACAAGAUGCCGUGUUACAUGCGGACUUGGCUACGCUGUGCAACUCUCAAGUUAUUUAUGAGCACGCUCUUAACGCUGAUCGCACGUGAUGAAAUCCUUUUCACUUUUUCUGCCUUGAAUUUAUUCAAUUAAUGUAAAGUGCCAUAUGUUAUAGGUGAACUUGUAUUACAAGCCCAAGGCAUGGGCGCCAUAAAUGUAUAAACUGAUGUAUGUUUUGUUACCUCGUUCAUUGUAACAUUUCUUUUACAUGUUAGCAGUUUCUUUUAUCAAGGAAAUUCACAAUAAAGUGUGCGCAUGACUGUAAAGUGAACAUUUCACUGAAAUCGCAAGAAUUACCUUAUUUAUCCAACACUUUUCUCCAAAGCAGGAUACAUCAGUUAUUAUGCUGUAUUUAGCUGACACAACCGUCCAGGGAGGAUUACGAUCUUAGAUACACGACGCUGAGCUCCCUAGUUAUCCACCCAUCUGUACACCAGAACAGCGUAGAACACAUUAAGGACCUGAAACAUGUCGUUUGACUGCAGCAGGAAACCAGAGCACCCACGUGAGCACGGAGAGAACCUGCGAACACCACAUAGCCUGAGCCAGAUUCGAACCCAUUUUAGAAUACGCAGCCCAGGCACUGGGGGGUACCAGCAUUCUCCGUUAUACCACAAUGCUAUCCACACCCAGGGCAAAAUUUAUACACCCCAAAAAUAUUGUGGUGUAGUAGAGUGAGUGCAGACAUGCAUGUACACAUGACCUGGUCAACCUCAAGAAGGUUAAAUAGUUGUAUUUAAAUAACAUGAAUGAAUGAAUGAAAAUGAUUUAAAGCCUUCAAAGAGCAUUUUAAGGAUCAUAGUCAGUUUUUUAGGGGUCGGGGGUCACAGAUGAUUGACAGCCGCCCGCUGACUUGACAAACCGUUCCUAAAUCAGUUUGUUUUACAUACAGUUCAUAACUUGAUCAUUCAGCCAAAAUUAUUUAUAUCUCUGAGGUUUUUGGGAAGCAUAACAAAUGGCAACUUGUACUAUAUGUGAAAGGGAUUUUUGGAGCCUGGACUAUUUUGUGUUUCCAGCUCUAGUUGGAAAAAAACAUUCAAACCAGCGGAUUCGCCGACUGAAAAAACAUAUCUUCAGAAAUUUUAUUCACGCAUACAGCUCCUUGCAAAAUUAUUCACACCCUUCACCAAUUUAAGUCAAAGUGGCUUUAUUGUAAUUUCAACCAUAUACAGCUGGUACAGUAUACAGCGAAUCGAAACAACAUUCCUCCAGGACUACAUAAAAGAACAAUAUAUUACGAUAUGUUCUGUUAUAAUAUAUAAAAUAAAAAAAACAAUAUAUUACAAUUUAGGGGGUGCGGUGGUGCAGUGG
Messenger RNA from Scleropages formosus (Asian bonytongue), 6299 nucleotides. RefSeq names its product ATP-binding cassette, sub-family C (CFTR/MRP), member 12 (gene abcc12). Gene Ontology annotation, biological process: transmembrane transport. The record is from RefSeq and is a predicted model, not a curated record. The transcript is spliced from 31 exons. The coding region runs from base 265 to 4437 and encodes 1390 amino acids. Gene Ontology annotation, molecular function: ABC-type transporter activity; ATP binding; ATP hydrolysis activity. Gene Ontology annotation, cellular component: membrane. Lineage: Eukaryota; Metazoa; Chordata; Actinopteri; Osteoglossiformes; Osteoglossidae.